Nanorana parkeri is the source of this 7050-nucleotide messenger RNA. RefSeq names its product nuclear mitotic apparatus protein 1 (gene NUMA1). The transcript has 26 exons. The record is from RefSeq and is a predicted model, not a curated record. Gene Ontology annotation, biological process: establishment of mitotic spindle orientation. NCBI's taxonomy places the organism in Eukaryota, Metazoa, Chordata, Amphibia, Anura, Dicroglossidae. Bases 136 to 7038 code for a protein of 2300 amino acids. Gene Ontology annotation, cellular component: spindle pole; centrosome; spindle microtubule. Gene Ontology annotation, molecular function: microtubule binding.
GUGGGCGGGGACGUCGCGGCGGUGGCGGGCUGAGGCAGUGUAGCCAAUGGCGGCGGACGGCUCCGGGUUUGAAUAGAGCUCGGUACGUCUGUGAGGCGGCGACGGAGACAGGACUGUACAUAGCGGGUGGUGAAGAUGGCGCUCCAGGGAACAUUGAUGGAAUCGCUACUCAGAUGGGUGAACAGCCUGAAGGUGGACGACCCCAUAGAGCACCUCUCUCAGCUGCAGGAUCUCAACAUCAUCAUCAAAAUCAUCAAUAAGCUGAACGGGAGCUCCGAGGAACGUCCACAGAUCCUCCAGAGACCUCUAGAAGACCGUCUGGCAUAUUUACAAAAACACUGCCGAUGUGGCUCUAAGGUGGAGAACCUGGUUCAGUGGGAGAGGAUUGUGCAUGGAGAGAGCAGCGACUUGGAGUUCUGUAAGAUCUUGGUUCUGCUCUUCUAUCUCUCCAACAUAAAAUGUAAGAAUGUCCGGGACUGGGAGAGCUUCGACCACAAGACGCAGACCGACCUGGCCACUAUCCUGAGGUUCGUGCUGGACAAUGAAGAUGACCCGUCCAUUGAUGACAAACUCAUCCGCUUCCUGCAGAGGAAAGCGCGGGUCAUCUCCACCAGUGAGAGCGGAUCCAGCUCGGAUGAGACCAUGUCGCCAAAUAUGCCAGUGCGGAAAACACAGGUGCGCUUCCUGGAGCUGCAUCGGGUCGCCUCUUCCUCCAGCAUGAAAAGCUUACCAUUGGACUGUCCCUCCUCCCCGAUGAGCGAAGUGCUGCACAUGCCGCAAUUCCAGAUUCGAAGGCUCCGAAAGCAGCUGAUUGAGGGCAGAGACCUCCGAGAUGAAUUGGAGCUGGAACUGUCUGAGACCAGGAAACGUCUGGCGGAGAAAGAUGCCCAGAUCUUCUUGAUGCAGCAGAAGAUUGAGCGCCUGAAGGUGCUGAGUGAGAAGCAGGCCGAGCAGCAGGAGCCCAGAGAGGUGGAGGAGCUGAGAGAGAAGAAUGAAAGUCUUAUGAUUCGCCUCCGCGACGCUCUCAAACAGUGUCAGGACAUGAAGACCGACCGAAACCAGCUGGAACGCAAGAAUGAUCAGCUGUCUGAAGAGAACGGAGAUCUGUCCUACAAGGUCCGGGACCUAUCCAGCCGCUUGGCACAACUGCAGGAUGCCCUUAAUGAGACCAUGGAGGAGCACGAACAGUCUAUGGCUGGGUGGCAGCAACAGCAAAGUCAGCUGCAGAACGAACUCAACGCUGCCGUCACUGAGAAGAAACUCCUGGAGGAACACAACCUCAUCCUGCAAGGGAAGAUAUCCACACUUGAGGAUCAGUUGAAGAAGAUGAUGGAAAGCGAACAGAUCGAGAAAGGGGAGAGCAUGGGCGACGUCCUGAGGCUGGAGAAUUUGGAGCAAGAGGUCAUCUCGUUAAACACUAAAUCUGCGGAGCUCCAGGCUCAGAUCGGGCAGCUGGAAGAACAGAAGAGGGCUGCAGUAGCAGACUGGGAGUCUCAAAAAUCUCGCUUUGAAUCGGAGAAGCUUCAGCUACAGGACAUCGUCACCAAUCUGCAGACCUCUCUUUCCGAAAUCACCUUUCAGAAAGAGAAGCAGGACCAGGAAGCCAGGCUGCAGGAGGAAAGAUUGACAUGUCAAAUAACUACUCUGAAGCUGGAGAUCACCAAGCUGAAGUCUUCUCUGGUGCAGAAGGACGAGGCGCUCUCCUCUCUUCAGCAAGAAGUUGAAGCAGAGAAAAGAGGGAAGGAGCAGCUGCGGGACGCCUUACAGAAACAAGAGGAGUCUUCAAGAAAGAACACCGAGCAGCUCAGAGGUCAGGUAGACGAGCUCAGCAGCAGUUUAACCAUUUCUGAAGGCAAAUCGGUGCAACUAACUGAAAAGCUGACCGAAGCUACCCAACAAAUGACAAGUUUAGAACAAGAAAUGGAUAAAAUUGCUGGUGAGAGAGACUCGGCCUUCAAGGAGUUCAAUGAUUAUAAAAGCGACAAAGAGGAACGGUUACGGACGUUGAGCCAAACGUGUCAGUCUUUGCAGAAAGAUCAUCAGCAAAGCGUGGCGGCGGUGGAAGAUUUGAAAAGCGAAAAAGCGGACCUGGCGUUAAAAGUUCAGGAACUGGAUGCCACCAUUUUAGACUUGGUAGCCAAAUGCCAGCAUCUGGACACCGAGAAUGACGCCCUUAACAAGUCUCAUGCUGCUACUUUGGAGUCCCUAAGAACGCAGCUCGCUGAGCGAGAAGCUCAGCUAAGAAUCUAUGAGCAAAAAGCGUCCAGGAUGGAGGUAUUAAGUGAAGAGAAUAGCCAAGUUAAGGAGAAGUUGCUAGCCUUGGAAGGUGCAGUUAAGAACCUAGAGGAGCGAUUAGAGAUUGAGCGAAAACGUUCUGCUGCGCUCGAGUGUGAGAAGGAGAGAAAUUCCGUUCUCGAGGGAGAUCUGAAGUCACUAAGUGACAGUAGAGACCAAACAAUGGCAGAUCUAGCAGAGGAGAAGGCGGCUACCAAGAGACUGGAAUCCCAGCUUUGCCAAAUGGAGGAGGAACAUCGAACAAAUAGUGAGAACCUUCAACAAAAACUGUCCAAAACCUCUGACCUGAUCAAGCAGCGCGAAGAAGAGAUUGAAAAAGCGACAGUGGAAAUGAGCAGAUGGAAAGAUCUUGCUGAAAACUCAAGCCAGGUAGAGAAACAUAUUGAAUCGCUGAAACUCGAUUAUAAUCAAGUCUGCCAGCAGCUGGAGAAAGAAAAAUCAAGAGCGUCAGAGGUGGAAGCCAAGGCAAAGGCAGAAAUGACUUCCCAACUGGAGAAGGUAUCUCAGCUGGAAUCUGAGCUUUCAGCCGCAAGAACCCAGCUUCAGACUAAAGAAGCCCAGGAGCAAAAUCUGCUUCAUUCGGUCCAUUCUGCGGAGGAGAAGCUUAGAUUGGCUCAGGGGGAGCAUGCAGAACGCAUCUCAGAGCUGGAGAAGAGCUGCAGUAAUACUGUGCAUGAUCUUAACCUGCUCUCCAAAGAGCAUUCUGAAGAGAAGCAGAGAAAGGCCGAGCUGGAAUCCACUUUCAAGAACCUCGAAAAGCAGAAAUCUGAAAGAAUUCUGUCUUUGGAGUCUGAAACCAGUAGCAUGGAAGCGACUCUUAAAGAGUGGGAAAACCAGACCAAAGUACUUUCCACUCAGGUGGAGCUACUGAGGAAGGAGCUAGAGGAGUCCAAUCUGAAGCACAAGCAGGAACUUCAUGAAAAAGACACGUCUGUGACUCGAUUGAAAGAAGAGAGAGAAAAAGCCACCGAAGACCUAAAAACUGAGCAAACCAAUAAAUUAGAAGUCGAAGCUCAGCUACAAAAAGCUGUAGACGCGCAUAAGAGCGAGUUUUCGGCUCUUCAAAACGAGCUCUCCCGGUCUCUUGACCUCAUAACCCUGAAAGAGAACGAGCUGGAGAGACUUUCCAAGGACGUUGCUGCAAGGGAUGAGGAGUUACUGCUGGAAAAGCAAUCUUCAACCAAACUCCACGAAGAGGUGACGCGGUUAAAAGCUUUAGAAGAACAGGCGAGAAAGCAGGAAGAGAAAGUGAAACAUUACAAGGAGACCAUAAAAGCCUCAGACUCCGAGAUAACCGCUUUGAAGGCCACGGUUAGCGAUAAAGAUAAUGAGAUACAGCGACUGGAGCGUGAUAUCCAGGAGAUAAGUCAAGAAAACGCCUCCAAUCGCGAGAACCUCCAAGCUUUGGCGAAUGUGGUCAACUCUUUGGAGAGCAGAGUUAAAGAUCUGGAGGGAAUGUUGCAAGACAGGGAAUUGCGUAUGAACCUUGCGCAUAAAGAAGCGGCUGAGGCCAGACUUGCAGCAUCCAAAAACGCAUCCACUUCAGAACAGUGGCAAAGGACUCUCCAGGCCUUGGAAUCUGAGAUUGAGCAGGAGAAACAAAAGACAGGCGAGCUCACAAAGCAGCUAGAAGAGUCCCGGUCCCUACAGACGGAGAGAGAAUCGUCCUUGGAAGCUUUAAAAAUUGAGCUGUUCCACAAAGUUCAGGAGUUGGAGCAAAGUCAGAAGGCGCUAAGUGAAUCGAGCAUGGAACUGUCACGUGUCCUGUCUGCUUCUCAAGGUCAGGAGAAAGCUUUAGCAGAAGCCAAAGAGCAAGCCUCAAAACUACGAGAGGACAUUGAGAAGAAGAAAGGUCAGGUAGAAGUGAUGCAGGAGGAGCUGAAGAACCUGACCGCUAAGCUUGCCACCAAGGAGAAGAACGUUUCAGAGGCAAAGGAGUUGCUUGAUGGAGAGUCCACCAAAAGCACUGACCUUGGAAAGCAGCUGAAACUAGUUCAGGAAAAGCUGGAAGUGUCUGUAAAAGAGCUCGCAGAGAAGCAAAGCGCCAUUGACAGCCUGAAGGCCGAAUCUUUGAGCUUCAAACAAGAAGCGGACAAGCAAAGUUCAUCGGUUUCAGGGUUGCAGAAGAAACUGUCCUCUCAAGAUGGAACUGUAGCAAAACUGGAGCAAGAUGUGAAGACCUGGCAAGAAAAAUGUUCCCUCAAAGAAGAAGAAAUGUCUACUGUUCAGCAGCAACUCGCCAACUCUCAACAUUUGCUGGAGGAAUUGACGUCCCUCAAAAGCAGCUACGAGGAGAUGAAGACCGAGCAGACCCGAAGGGAAAGCGAGUACAAAGAGGAGCUUCUUAAGAACCAGAAGAUGUCCGAGGGAAUGAAGACCGAGCUAGACAAGACCAAGGCUGAGGUGGCCUCUCUCUUGUCUUUGAAAGAUUCCUUAUCUCAAAAGGAAGUGACUCUGGAAACCCUUCAUAAGGAGAACAGCGAUCACCUCAACAACAUUUCUAAGCUGCAGGAUGAGAACAAGCAACUACGCGCUGAAAACAAGGCCCUGUCCCAGGGCUCCGCUCACAGUGCCAAGAAGAUGGAGACUGAGAUGUCAAAGGUCACGGAGAAGCACAGCAAGGAGCUCGAGUCUCUACGGCAGAGCUGUGAAAAGACGGUGUCUGAAAGCAAGGAGCAAGUCAGUGAACUCGGCCAAAAACUGGAGGCUGUGACCAGCAAGUAUGACCACACAAAGUCCAUGGUCUUGGAUGAACGGAGGAAGUUCCAGGAAGAAAAGCAGAAGCUGCUUGCCCAGGUGGAACAGUUUGAAGCGAUGAAGAAGGACCUAACCGAGCAGGUUCAGGAGCUGAACAAACAGAUAACCCAGCAGGAGAAGACCAUUCGGACCCAGCAACAGAAGCUCAAGAGGGACAGCGACGCUCAUGAGGAGGUGGAGAAGAAGCAGAGGAGGGUGGCAGAGCUAGAGAAGGAGCUGGAACAGCAGACUCAGGCCGUGGAGCACUACAAAACCCAGAUGGAAAAAGCCAAGGUACACUAUGAUGCCAAGAAAGACCAGAACCAGGAACUGAGUGACAAGCUGCAGACCAUCACCCGAGAGCGGGAGCAUCUGCACAAGGAGAACGAGGAGCUCAAAAAGGAGUCCGAGCGGAUCAACAAAGAGCUCCAACUGUCGCUGCGUCAAACCAAGGAUGCCGAGCAGAACUGUAAGGCCCUGACCAGCCAAGUCCGCAGUCUGGAGGCGCAGGUGGAGUAUGCAGACCGCCAGCUGAGGGAGCUGGGCAAGUUCCAGGUGGCCACUGAUGCCUUGAAAUCCCGGGAAACCCUAGUACCCCCACGGGUGACCCGGAGUCGGGCGGAUGUCAGUACGGACAGCCUGGAAAUGAGUGAUGAGGAUGAAGACCCCAUGAACUCCACCAGAAUGUCUUCUUGCAGAAAGAAUGGGCGGACCCACCGAGAACCCUCUUCCUCCGAAGCCCAGGCGGAAAGCCCGGAACAAUUGGCCUCCGGCCGCCUUCCCAGGAAGGUGGAGUCCUUGGAGAGCCUGUACUUCACGCCCAUCACCAACACCCGCGCACAGUCCAAGCUGGACGGCAGCAUUGGCUCCAUGGCAGACUUCAGUCUGGACUCCAGCAAAAAGACCCGCUCCGCUCGAAGACGGACCACCCAGGUCAUCAACAUCACCAUGACCAAGCGAACAAAGGAAGAAGUGGAGCCCCCGUCCGAGAGCGCCAACAACUCAUUCUACAGCCUUCGCUCGGGCAUCUCUCUACAAAAUCUGAACCAGCAGAGCACCGCGCGCCGAAACGCUAGACCGCAAGCAGCCGUCUCUGCCCCGGCUAUCACCCGCCUGCCGUCCCAGGAGUCUCUGGUGAAGUCUGAGCACAUAUCGUCCGAUGACAGCCUCCAUAACUCCAGCAUGGAUGUCCUGAUGAACCUGCCCGGGUACCGGAGCAAAACCCGCAGUUCUACCCGUCUGUCCCAGACCAGCAGUCGCACCAGCUUCUAUGCCGCCACGUGCCACGACGAACCGGAGCCUCUAGACGACUGGAACAGAAUCGCCGAACUGCAGCAGCGGAACCGAGCCUGCCCUCCACAUCUGAAGACCUGCUAUCCUCUGGAGUCCCGGCCGUCCAUUUUAUCAUCUACCGUAACCGAUGAGGAGAUGAAGACCGGGGACCCCAGGGAGACGUUAAGACGAGCCACGUUGCUGCCCUCCGAGAUUCUUUUCCACGAGCCUCAACCCAGCACCCGGAGGAUGACGCUCGCCUCCACUGGGGUAGAGCAGUUCUCAGGAGGAAGAACCACCCGACAGCAGAUGAAACGGGUGUCAGAGGAGCCUCACUACGGCCCAGACACCCCAGAGGCCAAGAGAUCAGCAAGUUGCUUUCCGCGGCCGAUGACUCCUAAAGACAAGCCAGAGAGUCGCAGAACUUCCACCAUGGAAAGCAAAGCGAGCGUCAGCCAUCAGGCACCGCCCUCCCGGCGUCAGUCCACCAUGGCCUUCAGCAUCCUCAAUACCCCCAAGAAACUGGGCUCUAGUCUACUCAAGAGGGGUCUGAACAAAAAAUCCACCCCAAAAAACACCCCCCAGGGGCGAGGAGGAUCCACCAGCGGCACCAGCAAGUCCCCGCGCCUCACAGUCCGCAAAUCUCCGGGCAAGAAGUCGCCACGAGCGUCCACGGCAAAGUCUCCCAAAACUACCAGCAAGUUCUUUGAGCGGAAGCAAAGCCGGAACAAGUAAAGAGGACUCUCU